AUGACGACGAGGAGGAGGAGGCGGCACCGUCGCUGCGCGGCGUCGGAUGUCAACCCCGACCACGUCGCUAGCCAGGGGGUGGCCGAGCCUGCUUGUGCUGCUGAGGACGCGGCGCCGCAGACCGCGGAGCAGCCUGCGGCUGCAGCCAUGCCUGAGAGCGCCGAGAAGCUCCCGGCCUCGGCACAGACUGCGGCGAGCAGCCCGACAAGGGUCGAGGAGGCUACGGGGAUGCCUCCCUCGAGUAACGCCACAGAAGGGGAGGACAGAGGCCCGACCCCUUCCCCCGUCGAAGGGAGGGAGGUCCCAACGCCGCCCCGGGCAGGAGCCUCUUCGGCUGCAGGCUCCCCGGGCCCGGUCCAGGGGCCGGUAAUGCCUGCGACCACCACCAGGGGCGAUGCAGCGGGCGAGGGAACCCGGGCGGCCUCCGACGACGAGGUGGAGGAAAUUGAAGGUCGUCCUCGUGAUGGCUGCCAACACGUAUAUGUGUGGCGCCAACGCGGGGACCACUUUAUCGGGCACAAGGAGCUCGCUGAAAUAGAAGAGGCCGCCAGAGUAGAGCGCGUGGCCAAGCGUCUCGUGGACAAGGUCAAGGGGGCAAUGAAAACGGCGAAGUACCGGAAAAGGUGCUUCGACCAAAUAGAAGGCAUCGUGGCUGAGAACAAGGCUCUGACCGCGGAGGUGGACCGGCUGCGCGCGGCGUCGGAUGUCAACCCCGACCACGUCGCUGGCGAGGGGGUGGCCGAGCCUGCUUGUGCUGCUGAGGAUGCGGCGCCACAGACCGCGGAGCAGCCUGCGGCUGUAGCCAUGCCUGAGAGCGCCGAGAAGCUCCCGGCCUCGGCACAGACUGCGGCGAGCAGCCCGACAAGGGUCGAGGAGGCUACGAGGAUGCCUCCCCCGAGUAACGCCACAGAAGGGGAGGACAGAGCCCCGACCCCUUCCCCCGUCGAAGGGAGGGAGGUCCCAACGCCGCCCCGGGCAGGAGCCUCUUCGGCUGCAGGCUCCCCGGGCCCGGUCCAGGGGCCGGUAAUGCCUGCGACCACCACCGGGUGCGAUGCAGCGGGCGAGGGAACCCGGGUGGCCUCCGACGACGAGGUGGAGGAAAUUGAAGGUCGUCCUCGUGAUGGCUGCCAACACGUUAUGGUUCACGUAGACUUGGAGGAGGAGGUGGCGCGCCUUCGACAGGAGAAGGAGCUGCUCGGUCAAGAGCUUGCCGGGGCGCUGGAGGCCAGUCGCCGAGCAGGGGAGGAACUGGGCGAGAGGGACCGGGAGUUGUCAGAGGACAAUGUUGCUCUUCGCCGAAAGCUCUGCGUGUAA
Messenger RNA from Sorghum bicolor (sorghum), 1314 nucleotides. RefSeq lists its product as uncharacterized. NCBI's taxonomy places the organism in Eukaryota, Viridiplantae, Streptophyta, Magnoliopsida, Poales, Poaceae. The transcript has 6 exons. The record is from RefSeq and is a predicted model, not a curated record. The coding region runs from base 1 to 1314 and encodes 437 amino acids.